UCUGCAAGUCUUCCUCUUUCUCUCUCCUCCGCCUGACCUCCUUUCUCCUCUGUUUUCUUUUUUCUUUUUAUUAUUAUUUUCUUCUUCCUUCGACUCCGGUGGGGGCGAGCACCGUGGCCACCACCUCCUCACCGCCAUCUCAGUCCACCACCCCAUCGCCGUCUCAGUCUUCUGUCGUCGAGCUCGAGCUUGGCCGGCGAACUUGAGCCUCAGAUUUUGGAUCUGAGGUCGAGCGAGCCAUAGAUUUGUGAUCUAGAGCUCAGUCGACCUCAAAUCUAGGUUGGUUUAAGGUCGGCUUAGGCAACAGGGAGGUGAAGGCAUUUUCUUCUUCCUUUCACUCCGAUGGGAGCGAGCACAGUGACCACCACCACCUCAUCGCCGUCUCAGUCCUCUGGCGUCGAGCUCGAGCUUAGCCGGCGAACUUGAGCCUCAGAUUUUGGACCUGAGGUCGAGCGAGCCAUAGAUUUGUGAUCUAGAGCUCAGGUCGACCUCAAAUCUGGGUUGGUUCAAGGUCGGCUUAGGCAACAGGGAGGUGAAGGCAUUUUCUUCUUCCUUUCACUCCGAUGGGAGCGAGCACAGUGACCACCACCACCUCAUCGCCGUCUCAGUCCUCUGGCGUCGAGCUCGAGCUUGGCCGGCGAACUUGGGCCUCAGAUUUUGGAUCUGAGGUCGAGCGAGCCAUAGAUUUGUGAUCUAGAGCUCAGGUCGACCUUAAAUCUGGGUUGGUUCAAGGUCGGCUUAGGCAACAGGGAGGUGAAGGCAACGGCGUGGUUCAUCAACGCGCGUAGGACCUCGACCUCCUGGCCGACACGGGUGCGAACGCAGAGGACGCGGGAGGAGUUGAGCACGAGGCGGUGGCGCUGGAGGUCGGAGAAGAAGCGGGCGAAGAUGGAGGCAUAGACGGGGGCAACGUGCCGGAAGCAACGGUUAAGGUCGGAGAAGGGAAAAUGGGUUAUGGCGGAGGAGAGAGAGAGAAAGAAGAAGAUGUGCAGAGGAGAAGAGAGGGUGAGGGAGGGAGAAGGAGAGACAGAGACUGACUUGUGGGGCCUCUUAUGACACGUGUCCAAAUCAAUUUCAUUGAACGUCUCUGCCUCCUCAUCUUCUCCGUGUGUCUGGCCGGGGCCGGCGCCGGCCAAGCCCCCGCCGGCCCCUUCACCCCGCGGGCAUCCCUCCUCCGGUACUGGGACCAGCACAUCGCCAACUCCCUCCCCAAGCCCGCGUUCCUCCUCUCCAAGGCCUCCCCGCUCGGCGCCGUCGACGCCGCCGCCUUCGCCAAACUCGCCGCCCGGGGCGCCCUCCCCGACCACCUCCCGGCCUUCUGCGCCGCCGCGGGCCUCCUCUGCUUCCCGGACCUCGCCCCCAGCCUGGAGAAGCACCCGGCCGACUCCGACUUCGCGUCCUACAGCAACAAGAACUUCACCAACUACGGCACCGACCGGCUCGGCGGGCUCGACUCGUUCAAGAACUACUCCGACGGGCUGAACGUCAUCGUCGACACGUUCCGGCGGUACAGCCGCGACUCGUCCGGCCACGAUGACCGGUUCGCGAACUACGGCUCCGACGGCAAUUUGGUCGACCAGAGCUUCCAGAGCUACGCCGGCGGCGCCGCCGGAGGGACGGGCGAGUUCAAGAACUACAACCCGGGCGUGAACGUGCCCAACCUCAACUUCAACAAUUACGGCUCCGGCGCCACCGGCCGGCCCCAGAACUUCGCCGCCUACACCGACGAGACCAACGCCGGCGCCGAGAGCUUCAGCAACUACGGCAAGAGCGGGGACGGGUCUCCGAACAAGUUCACCGAGUACGCCUCCGACUCCAACGUCAUCAACUCGGGGUUUAACGGCUACAGCCAGGCCGGCAACGGCGCGAACGACACCUUCACGAACUACGGCAAGGAAGGGAACGUCCCGGAGAACAACUUCAGGAACUACGGCGACGGCGGGAACGGGAUCAGCGACGGCUUCGCGAAUUACAGGGACCAGUCGAAUGUGGGCGACGAUUCGUUCCAGUCGUACGCGAAGAACUCGAACUCGGCGAAGGUCAACUUCGCCAAUUACGGUAAGUCCUUCAACGUAGGCACUGACAAAUUCACAGGGUAUGGCCAGGGCGCGAAGGGGCAGAAGAUCGGGUUCAAGGGCUACGGCGUCAACAACACCUUCAAGGAAUACGGCAAGAGCGGCGUCACCUUCGCGCUGUACGCGAACGCCACCGGCGUGGCGGCGUCGGCGAUGGCGGUCAGUGGCAGAGCCGUGAAUAGGUGGGUGGAGCCGGGUAAGUUCUUUAGAGAAUCGAUGCUGAAGAAAGGGACGGUGAUGCCGAUGCCAGACAUUGGGGAUAAAAUGCCCAAAAGGUCGUUUUUGCCCCGCACGAUCCUGUCCAAAUUACCCUUCUCGACCUCGAAGCUACCGGAGCUGAAGCGGAUCUUCCACGCCGGCGAUAACUCGUCGAUGGAGUCGAUGAUGGCGAACGCAUUGGCCGAGUGCGAGCGGGCGCCCAGCGCCGGGGAGACCAAGCGGUGCGUCGGGUCCAUGGAGGACAUGAUCGACUUUGCCACGUCGAUCCUGGGCCGCGACGUCGAGGCCCGGUCCACGGAGAGCACAGCCGGGUCGAAGCAGGAGGUCAUGGUUGGAACGGUCAAGGGGAUCAACGGUGGGAUGGUGACCAAGUCGGUGUCGUGCCACCAGAGCCUCUUCCCUUACCUCCUCUACUAUUGCCAUUCGGUCCCGAAGGUUCGGGUCUACGAGGCGGACCUGCUCGAUCCCAAGACCAAGGUCAAGAUCAAUCACGGCGUGGCCGUUUGCCACAUCGACACGUCGGCGUGGAGCGCCACCCAUGGGGCGUUCCUGGCCCUCGGGUCACGGCCGGGCCAGAUCGAGGUCUGCCAUUGGAUAUUCGAGAGCGAUAUGACCUGGACAAUCGCAGAUUGAAGAUUUCCAAAUCACCGGGGGGCGAUUGUGGGGUUUGGCUUUCAUAAUUAGGGUCCGGGACAUUGGCCAACGAAGACAAAUAAGGGCCAUUGGCUGGCUCGAACCCUUUUUUUGGUUACCCUCAAGUUUUUUUUUUUUUUUUAAUGAUGAAAUUAUUACCUAAAUUGCUACUGUUACAGGCAUUAAUUCUACAAUUAAAAUUGUGGGUUCUCUUUCUUUUCAUCCAUUUUGAUGAAUUCUUUUUCUUUCCUCUCUUCUGGUGGAUUCCUCAAUCAUUGGAGGAGAAGGGGUUGAAUGAUAUAUGAGCAGACAAGAUUUUGAACUUUUCCGAGCCUCUGAAUGCUCUCUCAGCCUCUUGCUCUGGAUCAUUCCCUUACCAUUCCGUGAAAUGUCCCCCUCUUGCUUUUGGCUGAGAAUGCGUGCCAUGAAGGAUGGUUCUGCUAGAAAACAAGAGGAAGGCAGGCAGGAGAGGAGAGGAUCAGAGAUGCAAAUUGUUUUGAAGCAGCAGCAGCAGCACGGAGAGAGAGAGAGAGAGAGAGAUGAGACGAGAGUGGCCAAUCAAGGAAGAUGUACAAAGAACUUGUGGCUGAAAGAUGGGGCUGGUCCAGGAUAGAGCAAGCCAAGGCUCUUUUUGCGCUGGCGCUGUAAUAUUGUAAUGCUAUGAAAAGAGUCACGAGACUUUUGUUGUUUGGAGCA
Eucalyptus grandis is the source of this 3623-nucleotide messenger RNA. Its product is annotated as polygalacturonase 1 beta-like protein 3. The transcript is spliced from 3 exons. NCBI's taxonomy places the organism in Eukaryota, Viridiplantae, Streptophyta, Magnoliopsida, Myrtales, Myrtaceae. The record is from RefSeq and is a predicted model, not a curated record. Bases 1053 to 2927 code for a protein of 624 amino acids.